CUCAACACUACGGCAUCUUCCUCCCGACGGAUUCGCAUUCCUUGAGCAUGCGACCAACCAACACAACCCUUCACUACUCGACAAACGGCCCGCAAGCCAACGGAUGACAAACGGUGCGCAAUGGACAAGCGGUACAAAACAGACAUGCUGGUGAUGGAGCUCUUGGCUCACCAAGACGACCUAUCGACCAACCUAAGACAGCUUCCCAAGCAGUUACACCAAGCCAUCAAAGCAGAAAGACAGCUCAAGGACGCUGCAAAUGCGUGCCUUCAUACAGCUACGCAUGACCGCCAGACAAUCGCAUCAAAGGUUCCGUUUGCCGUACCGGAGGAAUGGCAGCCAAGAAGUCGAAACAGCAGAGGACCUCAGCUUUCCCUAGGGAGACACAACCCCAGCCACAGUACGGUAAUUGCCACGUCAGGCGCGCUAACUGUUCCGGGGAGAAGCGUUGUCAGUGCUGUCGUGACAUGCUGCCUGCGAACUUCAACUGCUUAUACACAUCCUGCGUUCUCGGCUAUCACUGUCACGAUGGGCUCCGCACACGAGUGCAUCCGGGACAGGAGCUUGACAGCAAUGGGAGCUGAGGGACAUUCGGACCAUCAAGCGUAGACGCUAGGGAACGUCAUGGGCGGAGGCGGACGUGAAAGCCUCGGUGCGGGCGUGGCAGCGUGCACCCAGAACGUCUUGGUUUGGAACGCUGCGAAGACAUGUGCUCACGAUCAAGGUGGCACACGAGGUGACUGCAC
This is a messenger RNA of Baudoinia panamericana UAMH 10762, 746 nucleotides long. RefSeq lists its product as uncharacterized. The transcript has a single exon. Bases 121 to 609 code for a protein of 162 amino acids. The record is from RefSeq and is a predicted model, not a curated record. Lineage: Eukaryota; Fungi; Ascomycota; Dothideomycetes; Mycosphaerellales; Teratosphaeriaceae.